Cydia pomonella (codling moth) is the source of this 1730-nucleotide messenger RNA. RefSeq lists its product as uncharacterized. The record is from RefSeq and is a predicted model, not a curated record. The transcript has 8 exons. Bases 788 to 1429 code for a protein of 213 amino acids. NCBI's taxonomy places the organism in Eukaryota, Metazoa, Arthropoda, Insecta, Lepidoptera, Tortricidae.
GCUCAAGUCCGCCAAGUAUCAGCUAGCCGCCUUAGAUUCUAUAGACAAACGCGCUAGGAAGCUUAUUGGAGAUGCGAGAUUGGUAGAGGCUAGACUGCAGAGCCUAGAACACCGUAGAAAGGUAGCCUGUUUAUCGGUAGGUUCUACGCUGCAAGGACGAACACCCUGCCGACGGCGAGCGGUGCGGUGAUAGAAAGCGGCCGUUGACAUCAUGUCAUACAAUUCUUCAGAGCACAGCCCAUUGUACAAGCGGUAGAACACACAAGGAGGCAAAGUGUCUCCUUAGACUUAAAGGCUCAAUACCGCUUGUGAGUUUCUUUUAAGAAUUUGCUAACAUAAACUACCCUUCUUCUUCCUCGCGUUGUCCCGGCAUUUGCCACGGCUCAUGGGAGCCUGGGGUCCGCUUGACAACUAAUCCCAAGAUUUGGCGUAGGCACUAGUUUUUACGAAAGCGACUGCCAUCAGACCUUCCAACCCAGAGGAUAAACUAGGCCUUGUUGGGAUUAGUCCGGUUUCCUCACGAUGUUUUCCUUCACCGAAAAGCGACUGGUAAAUAUCAAAUGAUAUUUCGUACAUAAGUUCCGAAAAACUCAUUGGUACGAGCCGGGGUUUGAACCCGCGACCUCCGGAUUGCAAGUCGCACGCUCUUACCGCUAGGCCACCAGCGCUUCAACUAAUAAACUACCCGAGACCGCAAAAGUUAUAAGUUGAUCACCGCUGGAAGAACUAAUUUAAUGGGAUCGUAAAAAUUCAAUCAGUCUUAAUUAAAAUGGAUUAACUGGAAAUCAUGAGGUUACUCUCAAUUGAUAGUAUGAAGGCGUUAACAUUUGUACUGGUUACAUACAUCUUUUUAAAUCAUGCGGCUGCGUGGAAAAAACCGAAACCUUUUAACUACACAAAAAUGUCUGCGAACUUGGACAACCCAAACUUCAUAAGGGAUCGGUUUAAAAACGAAAUCUACAAGCCAAUCAUGCCGACGAAUUUUCGGGAGCGCUUCAACCAUCCCUACGCGCCAUCUUGGAUGGACUACUGCGACCCCUACCACUGCAAUGACUACCACAGGGUGGCGUGCGGAAUAAACCGGAAAGAGCGCGUAUUCAAAUGGUUUCAGAGCGGCUGCCACAUCAUCCUCAACAACGAGUGCGCCGACUUUAGAGGCAGCCUGAAAUACGACCAAACCGAUACGAAGUUCUGCCAUGCCUUCAUACUGAACGUCCGGCAAGGUUGCCGCGACUGUGAACCCGACGGAAAGUUGGUCUGCGCCGUCAGCUUGGUGGACAACCAUGUUACACUGUUCAGGGACCGAUGCGCGCUGCAGUCUACCAACUGCGAGUCCAACACGUUUGACGAAUACGAAGAAGUGGACAUGGGCCUCUGCGUGUUCUAUUUAAAAGAGAAAGCUCUGAAAAUAAACAUGGGUACAAACUAAGGAAUCUUUUAUUUACAUAUAAAAUAAACAAGUACAACCAUAGUACAAGUCCAAACGUCAUGGCAGUUAAAAUAUAUAACCACCUUAAAAAUGAUAUCAAGGCUCAAAAAAAUUACAAACAAUUUAAUAAAAUGUUGAAAGACUUUCUGAUAAAUAAAUGUUACUACAACUUACAGGACUUUUUUGAUGAUGAUGUUACAGACACCUUCUAAGCAAUUAUAAUUAACUAUACUUAAUGAAAACAAUGACAUUUAUUUACAAACUUACCUAAAUUUAUAACCAAAAACUAAAUCUGUAUUAU